AUGGGUUCAAAAGCAUUUGAAGCAGAAGCAAUUGUAUCAACAUUAGAAACAAUUAUUAACGGUGUAAAGCCAAAAAGAGCCGAAGCAGGUGAAACAAUUGAGGUAAGAGUAGGAAUCAAAGGGUACGACCCAGCAAGAGACAAGAGAUUUAGAGGAGAGGUCACCCUUCCAUAUCCAAAGAGAAAUGAGGAAAAGGUUCUUGUGUUAGCUGACAUUCACUUAGCAAAUGCAUUAGAGGGAUCAGACAUUCCAUUCAUCUCCUUUGAUGAGUACAAAGGAAAGACUCCAGAGGCAAAGAAGAGAAGAAGAAACUUGGUAAAGAAGUACCACUCUUUCAUCUCUGUUCCAUCUCUAUACAAAGUGUUCGAGCCAUUGAUAUUCACCGGAAAAAAGAAGCCAGUAUACAUGAUCAAGAACGUAAAUGAGAUCAAGAACUACUAUGAAGAUGUUAGAAGAAAAGUUCAGCUAAAUCUUAAGGCCGAUUUACUUCUUGGAUUCUCAGUGGGUACUACCAAAAUGAACCCAGUUGAAAUAUCCCAGAACGUGUCCACUGCCAUGCAAGCUCUUAUUGGUCUUCUUAAGAAGGGAAUGCAGAACUUAAAAUCAGUUGAUAUUAAAUCUACUCAAGGAAAGACUAUUAGAUACUUCCCAUUCUAA
Messenger RNA from Nematocida parisii ERTm1, 657 nucleotides. RefSeq lists its product as uncharacterized. Bases 1 to 657 code for a protein of 218 amino acids. NCBI's taxonomy places the organism in Eukaryota, Fungi, Microsporidia. The record is from RefSeq and is a predicted model, not a curated record. The transcript has a single exon.